Desarmillaria tabescens is the source of this 865-nucleotide messenger RNA. RefSeq lists its product as uncharacterized. NCBI's taxonomy places the organism in Eukaryota, Fungi, Basidiomycota, Agaricomycetes, Agaricales, Physalacriaceae. The coding region runs from base 53 to 481 and encodes 142 amino acids. The record is from RefSeq and is a predicted model, not a curated record. The transcript has 4 exons.
UGCCAGUAUCUUAAAAGAGUUGCUUCUUCGAUCAGUCACUAUAACCGCCAUCAUGGCAUCUGCCGAAGAACUCGUAUUCAAUGACCCUCACCCGCCCCAUCCCAAUGCCUUCCAAGCUUUUGGCAAGGUUCUUGGUCGCAUCAAGUUUGAGAUUCUCAAGUCUCGCAAGGACUGGGACAAGCAUGAGCCCAAGAUGUGGUCCAGGGCCCAUGGCGUCAGCGAUGAUGACUUGGUGGCCUUUAACUUAGAAGAAGAUCUUGUCCUUAUUCGCAGUGCACCCACCUCCUAUGGCACCAUCAUUCUGGGAAAGAUUCGCCUUCCUGCCAUCAACGAUGAUGAAGGAGAGGGUUACAUUCAUGUCCGCAUUCACGAUCCCCCUGGAGGCUCUGCGGACGACGUCAUGUUCCAUUCCCUCUUUACUGAUGAAGGAAACAAGAAUGCUGAUGGCCAAGCCACUACCUUGGCGUGCUAUUCAAACUAAAGAUACUGCGUUGGAAUUCUUCAACGAGUAAUUUUGUACUAAUAUACAAGGUGUACUAUAGUAUGUAACUUGAUAUUACUGACGGGCCCGUACCUUGCUUUUUAGUGUCCGCUUUACACUACUAAUGGCGGUUCGUCGGUAAUUCCGGCCGAUGAUGACUGCCCGUAAUUAUGACUGUAAAUGAAUCCUGUGCAUACUGCGGCCUUGCAAAUGCCGAAUAUGCACUGGGUUGGUCCCACGAACGCGUCGGCGCCGUUCAUCGCUACACGCAGUCAAUUUCUAAAGAAAUGGAGCGCCAAGUGACUCGUCGCCUCAUGGAAGGAACAUUGUUAAUGUUGCCCAAUCCGAUGAUCCGGGUCGCAAACCACUUUCGAGUCAAUAAGC